UCUAGCUAAUUAAUUCCCACUACUGAGUGCUAAUAACUCCCGCUAAAGCUAAGCUAAGCUAAGCUAGCUGCAUCUUUGUGCAUAUACUGUCUGCGUCUCCUAUUGUUGGCAACGUCGUAAUUAACUUUAGCAUCUUAUGAUGGUGCCUGUCUGCCUGCUCGAAAUCGAAACGGAUGGAUGGCAAAUUGGCAAUAUGGCAUGGCUAAGCAAGCUAGCUUGAUGCAGCAGCAAGAAAGCAAUAAUUACUUAUUUAAGGUGGUUGGAUAUCCUCCUAUAUUCUUAUCGUGCUUGGAUCUGCUCUCAGAAUAUCCAACCUAGCUAGCCUGCAAGCAAGAGAGUGUAGCUACUCGAUCCGAUCCAAUGUCUCUCAUCACGGAUGAGUCUCCUAGGGAUUGCUCCUCCUACAAGCAUCAGCAUCAUCAUCGCGCCAUCCAUGGUCGCCGAAUUAGCCGCCGCACUCUGGUGGUGGCGUCCUCAGCGGUGGUGUCUCUGGCAUCGCUGUCGCUCAUCCUGUGGCUCGUCCUCCGCCCAUCCCCCCCGCGCUUCUCGCUGCUCGCCGCCACCACCACCGCCAACGACUCUGCCUCUGUCGUCGCCAUCAACGCCGCCUUCGCCGCCCGCAACCCCAACUCCCACACCGCCGUUCUCUACGACCGCCUCCAGGCUAGCGCCUCCUACGCCGGGCUCCCUCUCACCGCCCCCUCGCCGCUGAUCCCGCCCUUCUUGCCGCAGCAGGGCCAGGGCGACGCCAUGCUCUCCGCGUCGCUCACGUCGCCACCGGCAGCGGCUGCUGUGGCGGGAGGGCGGGCGCUGCUGAGGCUGCGCGUGGAGGGGCAGCUCCGCUGGAAGGUGGCGGCGUGGGUCACCGGACGCCACGCGCUCACCGUCGACUGCAUCGCCGUUGUGGAGCUGCAGCCGACGCCGACGCCGUCGCCGAGCGCGAUCGUCGGCGUCCUCCAGCCCCAAGAUCAGGCCGGCUCCCGCUGCUCCACCACCGUCGCCUAAUAAUAUAAUAUCCAUCAAAACCAACACCACAAACCAUGCAAACUGAUCGAUGGAUGCAUGGAGGAACAGUCCUAGUUCUUGUACAUGUACAUGUAUUCUCUCUCGCGUUAUGUAUGUAUAUUGUCCUGUACCGCGCGCGGUAAACAAGUAAUAAAUCAAAGCAAUCUGAAUCGUACAACGUAUUUCAUGUGUUGCUUUGAUUUUUUUGGCUUUCA
Oryza sativa Japonica Group (Japanese rice) is the source of this 1220-nucleotide messenger RNA. RefSeq names its product NDR1/HIN1-like protein 26. Lineage: Eukaryota; Viridiplantae; Streptophyta; Magnoliopsida; Poales; Poaceae. Gene Ontology annotation, biological process: defense response to other organism. Gene Ontology annotation, cellular component: plasmodesma; plasma membrane. The record is from RefSeq and is a predicted model, not a curated record.